Helianthus annuus (common sunflower) is the source of this 2475-nucleotide messenger RNA. Its product is annotated as mitogen-activated protein kinase kinase kinase 1. The record is from RefSeq and is a predicted model, not a curated record. Gene Ontology annotation, biological process: protein phosphorylation. The transcript is spliced from 9 exons. NCBI's taxonomy places the organism in Eukaryota, Viridiplantae, Streptophyta, Magnoliopsida, Asterales, Asteraceae. Bases 262 to 1929 code for a protein of 555 amino acids. Gene Ontology annotation, molecular function: protein kinase activity; ATP binding.
AAGUAGAAAAUAAAAUAAAAAUGCGUAUGUCUUCAGUGUUUGUGAUAUUUUGAAGCCACCACACCACACACACACACCGCCACCGCAUUCUUCCCCUCUUUUGACUCCAACCACCGUUUACCCCCUCUCACCACCGCCGGAGUCAACCAAUUUCUCACCGGACCACCACUCAACCACCCUACCAAUCACACCACACCUCAAUCGCUUAAACAAUCUCAAAUCCGAUGAGUUAACAAGAUCUAUAUUCUUCUAUACCUCUCAAUGCAUCAUUUGUCUCAAUUUCUCGUCAUUAAUGGCGGUUCACGCAAGAAGAAGAAACCGUCAGCCAAACCGAAGCUCGAGCGGAUGAAUGCACGGAAGAAUUUCGACUACGAGGCUCCAAUCGCGUCCACUUCGUCGGAAGACUGUUGUGUAUGGUCACCGGCUCUUCGAGGUUCAGGUACUCAAUUAGUUGAUAUUCCUACGAGUUUUCGGAUUGACGGAAGUGAUUUAGGUCAACUUGAUGAAGUUUAUCGUAGCUUAGGGUUAGAAAGUGCCGAAGAUUUAGGUAUUCCUUUGGAUUCAUGGAAUAAUAGUAAGAUCCGGUCUAGUUGUGAUGCGGUUUCUGCCUCUCGUUUAAAUUUACAAAGUGAUUGUGAUUCGACUACGAUUGUAAAUGAACAGCAUGAGGAAGAAUUGAAUGAAAUUGUUGAAAAUCGAUGUGAUGAGGAUAUAGUUAGGGUUUGUUCUGGUGAUGUUGUUAGGGCUAGUGGUGGUAACAGAGCUGGGAAUGGAAUUAAAGGUGUGCGGCCUCCGGUGCUUUCGCCUCCGUUAAUUCCGCAACACUUGUUACAGCAUGAUGCUGGAUGUGAAUGGGAUAGUUUAAGAAAUUUCACUUCUCGUGAAGGUUGUUCUGGUAAUGUGAAUGAGCAACGGUUUAGCUUGUCGGAUGAAGAAGAAGCUGGUGUUGAGGAUGUUGGUUUGAGGCUUGAAAGGGCGAGGAUUUCGGCGUCUUGUUCUUUUUCGACUUCGAAUGAUGAUGAUUCGUCUAGUACUACCACGGAACCUCCGUCAAGUGUGUCGCCGAAUGGGGUUGGGUGUCAUAUAUCUGCACAUGGAAGGUUUAGGCAUAUCACGAUUACUCACUGGCAGAGGGGCGAUCUCCUGGGGCGUGGGUCGUUUGGAUCGGUCUAUGAAGGCAUUUGCGAUGGUGGAUAUUUUAUUGCCGUAAAGGAAGUCUCUUUGCUUGAUCAAGGGGAACAGGGAAGGCAAAGCGUUUCCCAACUUGAACAGGAAAUUGCUCUUUUAAGCCAGUUUGAACAUGACAACAUAGUACGAUACUAUGGGACUGAUAAGGAUGACUCAAAGCUGUAUAUAUUUCUUGAGCUUGUAACAAAAGGUUCUCUUCUAAGUCUCUAUCAAAGAUACCAUCUUCAAGAUUGUCAAGUUUCCUCAUACACACGCCAGAUCCUACACGGUCUGAAGUAUCUGCAUGACCGUCGUGUGGUGCACAGGGAUGUAAAAUGUGCAAACAUAUUGGUUGAUGCUAAUGGCUCAGUAAAACUUGCAGAUUUUGGGCUGGCAAAGGCCACUACGUUCAAUGAUGUGAAGUCUUGCAAGGGAACUGCAUUCUGGAUGGCUCCUGAGGUUGUUAAUAAUAAAAGCAAGGGGUAUGGACUUGCAGCAGACAUAUGGAGCCUCGGUUGUACGGUCUUGGAGAUGUUGACACAUAGGAUUCCAUACUCUCCAAUGGAAUGUAUGGCUGCAUUAUUUAGAAUUGGAAAUGGUAUUCCUCCACCGAUUCCGGAUAACCUUUCAAAAGAAGCAAGGGAUUUCAUAUCUCAGUGCUUUCGUGUUAAUCCAGCAGAUCGCCCGACUGCUAGUCAACUCUUGGACCAUCCAUUUGUUAGACGGCCGCUUCCUUUGUCCACAGCAAGUUCAAUUUCAUGAAGAGUAAUCAAACAAGAUACAAGAAUGAGUUGCAAAUGCAAAGUCCGAUGACGACAAUUUCUUUGUUCGUGUCUCUCUUGGGAGGUAUAUCUUCUGAUGCUGUGAGGAACCUUUAGCGUCCUCCGGCAUUGUUGUUUAGUUUGUACAUUAAUUCUUUCAAUUGGAUCAUAAUUUGGUUAUUAAAUGUAGUUUAAAAUGUAAAAAGAAUGGCAGUAAGAUUAAGUUUAAUCAAGUGAUGAUUAAGAAGCAUUAAUUUGUAAAGUACACCAAUCUCCACCAUUCAACGCCGACCUAUUGAUGAAAACGGACUGGGCAUCUAUGCGAGAUUACCGUUUACGACUCGGACAUCGACUAGAGUGAUGGAAACCCGAACCAGGACACGAUGUAAGUGUUCUAUUUGCUACAUCUUCAUAGUAACCAAUCAAUUGUUUGUGAAAUGGAUGUAUGAGUAUGUAUGUAUGUGUUUAUGAAGAUAAUGAAAUAGUUAAAGAGGUUUAUUGUAUUAAAAAAUGUAGCCAACUUCGCGCUGGUUUUUGUUUCGGGCAA